CGGGUGCGAGUCCCUUCGCCACGAUGCCGGGGAUCGACAAGCUCCCCAUCGAGGAGACCCUGGAGGACAGCCCGCAGACAAGGUCUUUACUGGGUGUCUUUGAAGAAGAUGCUACUGCUAUUUCCAACUAUAUGAACCAGUUGUAUCAAGCUAUGCAUCGGAUUUAUGAUGCACAGAAUGAAUUAAGUGCAGCAACACACCUGACUUCGAAACUUUUAAAAGAAUAUGAAAAACAGCGCUUUCCACUGGGAGGUGAUGAUGAAGUUAUGAGCUCAACUUUACAGCAGUUUUCAAAAGUUAUAGAUGAGCUUAGCUCUUGUCAUGCGGUACUUUCAACUCAGCUUGCUGAUGCCAUGAUGUUCCCCAUUACCCAGUUUAAAGAAAGAGACCUGAAAGAAAUACUGACAUUAAAAGAAGUGUUUCAGAUUGCUAGCAAUGAUCAUGAUACUGCAAUUAACAGAUACAGCCGAUUGUCCAAGAAAAGAGAAAAUGACAAGGUCAAGUAUGAAGUCACAGAAGAUGUCUACACUUCCAGGAAGAAACAACACCAGACCAUGAUGCACUAUUUUUGUGCAUUAAACACUCUUCAGUAUAAGAAGAAAAUAGCAUUGUUAGAGCCUCUCCUUGGAUACAUGCAAGCUCAGAUAAGCUUCUUCAAGAUGGGUUCUGAAAACCUGAAUGGACAACUCGAAGAUUUUUUAACCAAUAUUGGAACAAGUGUACAGAAUGUUCGCAGGGAAAUGGACAGUGAUGUAGAGACCAUGCAACAGACAAUAGAAGACUUGGAAGUAGCCAGUGACCCUUUAUACGUGCCUGACCCCGACCCCUCCAGAUUUCCUGUUAAUCGAAAUUUAACCCGAAAGGCUGGAUACCUAAAUGCUAGGAAUAAAACAGGCUUGGUAUCGUCUACCUGGGACAGGCAGUUUUACUUCACGCAGGGCGGGAACUUAAUGAGUCAGGCCCGUGGAGAUGUGGCAGGAGGCCUGGCCAUGGACAUAGACAACUGCUCAGUGAUGGCCGUGGACUGUGAAGACAGGAGAUACUGUUUUCAGAUCACUUCUUUUGAUGGAAAAAAGUCUUCAAUUUUACAAGCAGAGAGUAAGAAGGACCAUGAAGAGUGGAUUUGUACCAUAAACAACAUAUCUAAGCAAAUAUACUUAAGUGAAAAUCCAGAGGAAACUGCUGCUCGGGUAAAUCAGUCAGCCUUGGAAGCUGUCACUCCUUCUCCUUCUUUCCAGCAGAGACAUGAGAGCCUGCGGCCAGCAGGGCCCACUCGGCCACCGACAGCUCGAACCAGCAGCUCAGGCUCCCUGGGGUCAGAGUCCACGAAUUUGGCUGCCCUCUCUCUGGACUCUCUUGUUGCCCCGGACACUCCAAUCCAGUUUGACAUCAUUUCUCCUGUGUGUGAAGAUCUGCCUGGCCAGGCAAAGGUCUCUGGCCAGGGAGGCAGGCGAACAAAUCCAUUUGGAGAAUCUGGAGGAAGUACAAAAUCAGAAACUGAAGACUCGAUUCUCCAUCAGCUGUUUAUUGUCCGCUUCCUUGGUUCUAUGGAGGUGAAGUCAGAUGACCAUCCAGAUGUUGUUUAUGAGACAAUGCGCCAAAUUUUAGCUGCUCGGGCCAUCCAUAACAUCUUUCGCAUGACAGAAUCACACCUGUUAGUCACUUGUGACUGCUUAAAGUUAAUUGAUCCACAGACACAAGUUACAAGACUCACAUUUCCAUUACCCUGUGUGGUUUUGUAUGCUACUCACCAGGAAAACAAGCGACUGUUUGGAUUUGUUCUGCGGACAUCAGGAGGGAGAAGUGAAAGUAACUUGUCAUCAGUGUGCUAUAUAUUUGAGUCAAACAAUGAGGGGGAAAAGAUAUGUGAUUCUGUUGGAUUGGCCAAACAGAUAGCUUUGCAUGCUGAACUGGAUCGUAGGACAUCAGAAAAACAAAAAGAAAUAGAGAGAGUAAAAGAGAAGCAACAGAAAGAACUCAACAAGCAAAAACAGAUUGAAAAGGACUUGGAAGAACAAAGUCGGCUGAUUGCUGCAUCCAGUAGACCAAACCAAGCCAGCAGUGAGGGGCAGUUUGUCGUCCUAAGCAGUAGCCAGUCAGAAGAGAGUGACUUGGGAGAAGAGGGAAAGAAGAGAGAAUCAGAAGCAUAAACUCAUCCUGGCUUUUUGAUGGACAGCCCCUCCCCCCAAUUGACAAUGUCUGUGGUGACAUGGCACAAGGUAGCAACUAUGCUGAAAUACUAAGGAGACGAAGCUUGUUUUACUUCAGUUUUAAAAGAUUGAACUUGACAACGUAGGUUUACAUUGAAUUUUUUUCUCUUAAAAAUAAAAUACUGUGCAUUAUCAUUCAAUUCCAUUUACCUAAAAAUAAGACCUACUUAUUUCCCUGAAAUUUAGUGCUGAGGAAUAUACUUGUUCAGGCAUUUUUCCUUCAGACUGUGAAUUUUUUAAUCUUGCAGUGUAAUUGGCUGUACCCCUAAGAAAUCAUUUUUUGUUCAGCUGUAGACCUUCAUGGAUGUGUUCCUUCCCUCCCUGACCUCUCUCUCCUUAGGAAUGUUUGUUGGUAUUAGGAAGUGUUCAAAUGGACAAGUUAAAACAACCUUCACAUAGAGAAUGCUUUUGAGUUUCAACAUAUUUUAACAAUGUGUCUAACAGAAGUUGUAUAAAUUUGUAGAGCAGAGAUUUUAAGGUGGCAGGUGGUGCCAUUGAUUUCAGGGCCUUUUCUUAGAUUCCUCUCAUCUUUCUGAUAAACCAUACCUGAUGCCAACAGGAAGCAACAUAGUGUCGGGUUCAAGGCUGAUACAGCCCUCGGCAUGUUGUUACCAUGCUCGUUCUCAGGUUGGGGCGUUAGUUAUUGCUGCAGAGCAGUAAUAGAAUAGGAUUUCAGAAUUCAUUCAAAGAGAUUUCUUUUUUUUUGUUGUUCUGGUAGAGAUUGGUGUUGGACUUGACUUGUAAAGAUCCUGUUACAGGAUGAUACGUUGUAUUCUCUGCACUGUGUAAAAUGACUUUUACUGAUAAUCAAGUAACAUUUCAGAAGAUAUGCUAUACCAUUUGUGUUUACUAUUUAAAGUAAACAUUUGCAGUUUAGUUUAGAAAACAUAAUCUUUAAAUUUCAGACCGAUAGUCCCAGUAUUUUCGUAAUCCCAUGUUUUGAUAAUAUAUUGAAUUUAUCACUUUAUAUCCCCAAAGGAAAAUAAUUUAUGUGCACAGAAUAAUUUGCACUAAUUAUUGUAAAUACUUACGCUUUUCAAAUGCAUAAAUGAUCUAAUUCCAUGAAAGACUGGAAGGAAAUUGAAUAUCUAGUGUAAUAUAAGAAAGCUUGACCAAGGAAGGAUUUUAGCCUGGUGCCAAGGUUAAAAUGACAUUUCUGUACAGCUUAUCUCCUGUGUCAAAACUUGAUUUUUUUUAACUCCAAUCUUAAACAUUAGUUAUAGAAAUUAUGUUCAUGUGUUCCACAUGAAAAAGUAUACAUAUAUAUAUACAUAUAUAUAUCAUAUAUAUAUGAUAUAUAUAUGCACACACAUACAUAUAUAUAUGUAUAUAUAUGUCAAACAUAUAAAGUAAAGUAUCUUACAUAGUCAUAGUUACUGGUUUUCAAGUGGCUAACCACUAAGACUGAUUCCACAAGGGAAAAGACCUUUUAUUCUGUAAUAUAUAUUUUCUCUUCCCAGUUCUGAUUUAGGACUAGCAUCUCUGAGUUUUCAUAUUGUAGCUCAGUUGUUUUACACUGUACAUUGUUUUCUAUAGGAAUGGGGUAGUUCUAUAUAGGAUCAUGAUAUUCCUUUUAUCCAUGUGCCAAAUGGGAGUAGUGAUUAUUUAUAUUCUUUGAAGCCUUAUGUUGCCAAAACAUAUAGUAAGCAAGCAGAAAUGUAUGCGAUACGUUUUGAUCAAAAUUUAUUUUGUGAUUAUUAAAGGAAACAUUUUCACAGUAGUGCAUCAUUCCUCUUGUUCAAGUUAAAAUUUCUUCUGUGGUGGUCAGUACUUAGUUGUGCCAAAUCUUGUUUUUCAGAUUGGUAAUGGUUCUGGUUUCUAUAUUUGUUUUUUGUUUGAUUUUUGUAGUGCUGGGAAUUGAAGGUGGGGUCUCAUGCAUCCUAGAUAAGCACUCAACCACUGAGCUACCUCCCCAGCUCAAGUUUUCUGAUUAAGUAAGUCUUUCUUUGUAGAUGUUACCUCGAUUAGAUAAAAGGGAAGUGUGGUUGUCCUUAGGAGGAGGCAGUUUGACUUGGCUGGGGUUUUUCAUGGUAGCACAAUGCAAAGUACAAGUGGGGUUAAGAAUACUAGCAAACUUAGGGAUGCCAGACAGUCUUACUCUUCCUUUUAGGCCAUAAUUUUGUAGGAAUUCCUACAAUGACACACCCAUGUCCAUAGGUUAGAUCAGAAUGUUCCAAUUCCAAGUACAAAUCAUGAACAGACUUAGCGAUUUCAGGUGAUUCACUGUUUGUACUGUGGCACUCAAGUAUCUAUUUCAUGGCUGCAAACAUCUGCAUGUCACUAUUAAUACCUCUGCUUUUCAAAGAAGGCUGCUAGUGAGUUUCUUUCUAAUUGUUUGGGCUCAUCUUGUUCUUGUAAAAUAUUUUUAUUUAUUUAUUUGCAAGGAGAGAGAGAGUAUGAGAGAAUAAGUGUGGGUACACCAGAGCCUUCUGUCACUGCAAACGAACUCCAGAUGAAUGCAGCACUUUGUGCAUUUGGCUUUUUGUGGGUACACUGUUUAACCACUGAGCAAUCUCUCCAGCCUUCAUCUUUUAUGUGUGUGUGUGUGUCUUCUUCCAGAAUCCCUUCUAACUGAGUUGCCUGCUUGGCAGUUGGGUCAGAUUGGAGCUGUCUUUUCUCAGACUUAUACUUACAGUGAAUGGUUUUUAGAAAUUAACAAAAUCGCCUUUUUUUAAAAAAGAAAGUAAGCCUGCCUUGCCUAAUUCUGUUACCUGUAUUGACUGUAACUGGUAAUGAAGUCAAAAGGGAAUAAUUUAUUCAUGCAUCUUUUUAAAGCUUUGAACACUUGUUAACUAGAGACUGUUAUUCCAACAAAGUCCCUGAAGCUAGUCUUGUUUCUGUCUGUCUGUGAGGAUUAUUUUGUAUCUAAUUUCAGAAGAUUUCUCAAGCCCACGCUCAGGGGUGAGAAAGUUCUUUCCUUCAUUCUUGAGGGCAAGGUAGGAAAUUUUGUGUGACAAAUGUAUAUGAGUUAAUUUUGAGUUACAUGUAGGAACCAUAGUAUUUAAAAUUUGAGCCAGGCGUGGUGGCGCACGCCUUUAAUCCCAGCACUUGGGAGACAGAGGUAGGAGGAUUGCCAUGAGUUCGAGGCUACCCUGAGACAACAUAGUGAAUUCCAUUUCAGCCUGAGCUACGGCGAGACCCUACCUCGGAAAAACAGAAAAAGAAACAAAAAUGCUGACAGACCCUAACAGCUAGCUCAUUACAAAAUUUCUGCCAUCUGAAUAUAAUGAAAAUACUGAUGCUAGUUUUGAUAACAAUCUUUCAGCCUUCUUCAGGUUGUACUGGAUUUAAAUAUACCAGUUGUAGCAAAUAAGUCCUACAUUUUAUUUUUAGUGUGUAAUUUACUUUCAUGAGAUUUUUGUUCUAUAUUCAUAAAGUGUUAGAACUAGAACCAGUCUCUGGCUAUACUCCUAAAAAUUCACUCCAGCUAAUAUGAGUGCUGGGAAGUAAAUUAGUGUACAAAAUUGCUUUACAUAUUAGGUGAUUUUGUGACAUAAAUGACUUGGUUCACUGAUGUCAUCAACCAAUUAUGUGGUGUACAAUUAAAAAUCCCAUAACAUUUCCCCUUUAGAACUGGAGCUGAAAAAUUCACCUCUGUGUGGUCAUGGUAUACUUGUGGGGCACAAUUUAUUUUUCAUCUUGUCAAAAUAGGUAUUUGCUGACAAGGUUUCAUGAAAUAUGUUGUUAAGAAGAUUUUUUAAUGUAUAAUAAAGUCAUGAUUUUUGUACAA
Messenger RNA from Jaculus jaculus (lesser Egyptian jerboa), 5940 nucleotides. RefSeq names its product adaptor protein, phosphotyrosine interacting with PH domain and leucine zipper 1 (gene Appl1). Gene Ontology annotation, biological process: signaling. The record is from RefSeq and is a predicted model, not a curated record. Bases 24 to 2150 code for a protein of 708 amino acids. Gene Ontology annotation, molecular function: identical protein binding. Gene Ontology annotation, cellular component: cytoplasm; endosome membrane. The transcript has 22 exons. Lineage: Eukaryota; Metazoa; Chordata; Mammalia; Rodentia; Dipodidae.